AUGCGUUUCUCAUUUGUAUUAUGUUCUAUUCUUGUUGGAAUUAUCUCAACUACACCAAUUCCACAGAAUACUGUAGCGGAUCCUGCUGUCCAAGAUCAAGCUCAAGCUCAAGCUCAAGAAACUGACGUGGUAGUUAUUACAACUGAUAAUGAUUCCACGGGUGAUGGUGUGACCAUAGAAUUUGAUCCUCAAGAAAUAACUGCAGAGGUUCAACCUGCUGCAGAAACUGAUCCUGAUCCAUCUGCGGUCUUUUCAGAAUUAUGGAAGUUACGUAGACCAAAUGAUGAUGAACAUGUAGAUGAUGCAAAAUAUGAAGCAUAUGAAGAGAAAACAGCUCAAGAACCUGAUCAACUUGGUCACUUUGACGAGUAA
Molecule: messenger RNA, 372 nt
Organism: Melampsora larici-populina 98AG31
Lineage: Eukaryota; Fungi; Basidiomycota; Pucciniomycetes; Pucciniales; Melampsoraceae
Exons: 3
Coding region: 1-372 (123 amino acids)
Source: RefSeq, a predicted model, not a curated record